This is a messenger RNA of Cryptomeria japonica (Japanese cedar), 901 nucleotides long. Its product is annotated as 36.4 kDa proline-rich protein. The record is from RefSeq and is a predicted model, not a curated record. Bases 49 to 651 code for a protein of 200 amino acids. The transcript has a single exon. NCBI's taxonomy places the organism in Eukaryota, Viridiplantae, Streptophyta, Pinopsida, Cupressales, Cupressaceae.
GCAGCUUUCAUCAUAUUUCAUUUGCUUGCUUGAUUGCGAUCAAGAAACAUGAUGAAAAUGAGAAACGGUGCAGUAUUGCUGGUAAUGGUUAUUGUUUGCUUUGCAAGCAUCAUGGUUGCUGCAGUGGAAGCUAACUGUCCUCCCCCUCCUCCUCCCAGAAGAAAAACUUCUCCCCCGCCACCUCCCAAAACUUCAUAUUCUUCACCUCCUCCACCACCCACCACUUCAUCUCCUCCUCCUCCUCCCACCACUUCAUCUUCUCCACCUCCUCCACCCCCCACAUCUUCAUCUCCUCCUCCUCCCCCCACCACUUCAUCUCCUCCUCCUCCUCCUCCUCCACCCCCCACAACUUUAUCUCCUCCUCCUCCAAGUUCGCCAAGUGGUGGGAAUUGUCCACUAAAUGCAUUGAAGUUAGGAGCAUGUGUGGACGUUCUGGGAGGGCUUGUAAACGCCACCAUUGGAGAUCCCGCUGUGAACACGUGCUGCCCUGUUCUACAAGGCGUUUUGGAAAUUGAGGCAGCCCUCUGUUUGUGUACAACUAUUCGGCUUAAGCUUUUGAACCUCAACAUCAUCCUUCCCAUCGCACUUGAGCUCUUCAUUCAAUGUGGUCUCACCCCUCCACCUGGAUUUACAUGCCCACCUCUUAGUUAAACAUGGGAACUCCGCAACAGCAUGCCUCUUUCUUGAACGUAGACUUAGAUUUCGUGUUGGAUUUGAUUUGCUUUAUUUAUAUGCCUUGAAAUGUAUUCUGUAUUUCCGCUAUAUUGUUUAACGAUUGCUAGUGGCUAUGACCGAGGGGAUGAAUUGAUGACCGCAUGCGGUUAGUAAACUCGCUUAGAGUGACUAUAAAUUCAUCGUUUCGAAUAAUGAAUCAAUAUUGAGUUUGAAUAAAAUGCAUAUC